Doryrhamphus excisus (bluestripe pipefish) is the source of this 3553-nucleotide messenger RNA. RefSeq names its product E2F transcription factor 7 (gene e2f7). Gene Ontology annotation, biological process: regulation of transcription by RNA polymerase II. Lineage: Eukaryota; Metazoa; Chordata; Actinopteri; Syngnathiformes; Syngnathidae. The record is from RefSeq and is a predicted model, not a curated record. Gene Ontology annotation, cellular component: RNA polymerase II transcription regulator complex. Gene Ontology annotation, molecular function: DNA-binding transcription factor activity, RNA polymerase II-specific; RNA polymerase II cis-regulatory region sequence-specific DNA binding.
CCUGAGAGCGCCAGAAACCAAGCUUGAGCGGGUGAUGCUGGAGUCUCCCCUGGGCACUGGCAGUGUUGAAAUUCCACCAGCGGUGCAGGUAGCUGGGGGAAUGACUCCUAACUUACUUUAAAAGAGGGAAAAUUAGCUACUAUGAUAGUUUGACGAUCGUCUUCAACUGGAUCGAGUCGCAGCGAGACACUUUGGUUGACGGUGACACAAAAACAGCGAAAAGAUUUCCCCAAGAUGGAAGUCCAAUGUCUUGCACUUAAGGACCUCACAAGUCCGAGGAAAAGUUCCCCUGAGGGGGAUGGGGCUCGAAGGGAACAAAAGGAAAAUAUAUGCACAGUGAGGAGGAGAGGCACGCCGAUGAAGUGUGCCGAGUCCUGCACCCCCGUUUUGAAGAGGAGAGGUGACACCCCUGACCUGGAUCACGUCACCCCCAUCAAACACACUGUCACGGCCGAGCCUUGGACCCCCACGGCCAACCUGAAGAUGCUCAUCAGCGCAGCCAGUCCUGACAUGAGAAAUCGUGAGAUGAAGGAGAAAAAAGUACUCUUUAGACCCAUUGAGAAUGAAUCGGAAAGUGCACAUGGUGGCCAGGUAUGGGGUUCUGUUUACCAACUCAACACGAGCCUGCAGCAGAGCCUGGAAUGUGUCAUUAGUUUGUUUUUUGUUUUACAGUUUGAAGCAGCAGUAGAUGAGGAUGCAGAUAAGAAGCCGAGCAGGAAGCAGAAGAGUUUGGGUCUGCUGUGCCAGAAGUUCCUGGCCCUCUACCCAGAUUAUCCACCCUCAGACAAACCUAUCUCCAUCUCAUUGGACGAGGUGGCCACCAGUCUGGGAAUGGAGCGGCGGCGCAUCUACGAUAUUGUCAACGUGCUGGAGUCCCUCAUGAUCGUAGGACGAAUGGAGAAGAACAGCUACACCUGGUACGGGCGCCUGAGGCUGGAGGCCACGCUGGAAGAUUUGCAGCAACGGGGACGCCAGCAGGGCUACCACCUUCACAUGGAGAACGCCACUGUGGCUGGCAGGGAGGCGGGGCCGAAUCAUGAGAGCGACGGCGGGGAGGACGACAACAGCCACGCUGCCGGCAACAGGAAAGACAAAUCUCUGCGCAUCAUGAGCCAAAAAUUCGUCAUGUUGUUCCUGGUGUCUAAGACCCAAACUGUCACUCUGGAAGUGGCGGCCAAAGUUCUCAUCGAGGAGAGUCAGGACUCCUCCAGUCACAGCAAGUACAAAACCAAGGUGAGGCGACUUUACGACAUUGCCAACGUGUUGACCAGCCUGGGUCUCAUAAAGAAGAUGCAUGUUCGAGAGGAGCGAGGCAGGAAGCCAGCUUUCAGGUGGCUUGGACCUGUCAAAUUUAAGAAAUCAAGAAAUUCUGCAGAGACUGCCAUGAGCGUUGCGCCACUCAAAGCCUGCAAGUCAAUAGCGGGCCAGGACCUCAAAAAAGCCAAGCUAGUACGCCACUCCUCCUUCAGCAUCACCCCGACAUCUGUGGUCACCCAGCGGCAGGCCAGCUCAGCGCCCAGCAGCCCAGGCAGGUGGGAAAGAACAGGAAUUGCUCAUCAGCCGGUGGAUUAUUCCAAAAAGACGGACACCAACGAGGCUGUCUGCAGGUUUCAGUUUGGAAACCCCAAAGGAAACAGCAGCACAUUGCCUCAGUCCUCCCCUCAGACCACCCUGAUGGUGCCCACCGUGCACCCGGAGCAGCUAGUCACCCUCUCCUCGUCACCUCAAUGCCUGGCCUACCUCCCCAGUCUGUCCCAGCCCUCUGUGGUCAUGCUGUACAACCCGCCCAACAGGAGCACUGCAGAGGGGCCAGCAGAGGCUCAGAGCUUGCCCAGCUUGGAAUGUGAGCAAGGGCGGAAAAGAAGAAGGGAUAUAGUCACGGAAGAGGAGGUGGUGGCAGUGAAGAGAAGCCCAUCGGGGCUAGAGCAAAGAGAUGAGAAAGCAGAAGGUCAAAGCAGCGUGUGCACAUCAGCAUCAGAUGAGAGCAUCACCAGCACCAGCCAGCCAUCACACUACCUCUACAUACCAAACAAUGCAGGUCUGAAAAGCCUCAACCUCCUCCUCCCCUCUGGCCAGCCACCAGCCCAUCUCCCGCUCCGCCCUGGCACCAUCUCUCCCAUGGCGCUGCCCUACAUCCUGGUGCCUUCAUCCGCCUUCUCCCAGUACCCUCUACUGGCCGGCGGGCGACCGCAGCAAGGUGCCGACCCCAAAGUGAGUUUCAACCUGUCCGCCCACCUUAUGAUGGCGGCGGCGCCCUACAACGUAGCGGCGGCACCAGAUGUGGGCCAGGUGUCGCCCGUUUCUCCGCCUUCUACGCCAGAGCAAAGCAGGAAGGGCUGCUCGGGAGUGUCGUUCCCGUAUUCUCCACCGGGACAUCGGCAAGCUGCCUGUGCGACUACACCGCUACCACUGACUCCACACACUCCAAAGGAAAUCCCAGCACCUCCCUCAAAAGCUUUCUUCCAGACCCCUGGCACAGUAAUGGAUGGCACCAGCGCAACACCUGCAGCCCGAAAGCGGGGCUCAGCACAGCGGAGACUUGACAUCAGCCACCCAUCCACCUGUUAGCCAUCAGAUGCUAACAUUGAGCAAUCAGGUUGUACCAUUAAAAGUUAGUGAGGGUUUGUUUUCCCAAAAGAAGGACAUCUUAGCAUGCAAAAAUUUAUUUAGCAGGCCAAGAUGCCUUAUUGACCUUUUAAAAAUGGCCUCAAAAUUAAAAACAGGGAAGCCAUGCUCCUCCUAGUAAAACGGUGUCAUCCUGUGGUCAGAGUUUGCCACUACAAGCCUUAAGUCCCUCUCCUGAAUUGACAUCUACCUACCUAAUCCCCAUCAUAUGCUUAAAUCAUCCCUAUUUAUAUGUUUUAGAUAAUAUAUAUUAAUUACAAUGACUGUAAUGGAAGCACUAAGUGUAUGAUUUUGUGGCGGUUGUCUUCAUUGGGCCACAUUAGCAAGCUAUUGUAAUAGUUAUGUUUCAUUGGCUGAUUUUAUUUUAAACAUUAACUGUGAAGCUCACUUAAACCUGUUUACAGCCUCUGCGUGUUCUACAUCAAUAACCGUAAUGUAUUAUGGUGCGAUGAUGCAUUCAGGUACUUGAAUUCUUGCGAUUUUAUAUUGGCGAGAAAUUAAAGUACUGUUUAAAAAAAAAAAAAAUCCACUGAACUCAGCUGGUGCAUUUGUGGAAUAAGUGCCUUUAAUGUUAAUUUUCUUCAGGUUAUUUAGGGAGUUGUUGUGGUAACGUACCUCCUCUUUGCCAAAAUAACGGUGCUGUGUGCUGAUGAACUCACAUUGAACCAUUCAGGAGAACUAUGCCACACCAAAGUGUGCACAGAUAACCAACUAAUAUGCGUUCAUUAUUUUUUUGACAUGGCGUCAGUGUUGUUCAAUGCUGUCAUAUUUUACAGUUUGUUAAAUUCUCAUCGUACUGUUUUUAUGAGGUUUAUUGCACUGCUAGAUAUGUGUCCAGCUCUUGUAUAAAAAAUAUUUACCAUCUGACUGUAAUUGUGGUCCAGAUUAAUUUGUUACCAUUGACUGUCACCAACUUUAAUAAAAUAAG